This is a messenger RNA of Lindgomyces ingoldianus, 1611 nucleotides long. Its product is annotated as alpha/beta-hydrolase. The transcript has a single exon. Lineage: Eukaryota; Fungi; Ascomycota; Dothideomycetes; Pleosporales; Lindgomycetaceae. The record is from RefSeq and is a predicted model, not a curated record. Bases 194 to 1249 code for a protein of 351 amino acids. Gene Ontology annotation, molecular function: hydrolase activity.
CGCGAACGUGAACCACAUUCUUGGCGGUUAAUCUUCCGUCGUCACAGGGUUCAACGCCUUGCUCUUUCAUGUCCAAAUUUUUGGUAUCGUCAGUCACCACUUCGAUUCAUUCCCGAUCAAAAAACAAUCUCCCGUCCACUGGACGUGAUUAUCCUCUUUGCGUUGAAGCGAUCUUUCUCUCUAAAGCGUCAACAUGGCACAGUAUCCUUUCCCAUUCAGCCAGGCUGCGAAGCUUGAUUCAAGGAUCAUUCCUCGCCCAGCCUAUGACCCUGAGCUCGUGAAGCUGCUUGAUGCUACUACAAUCCCCGAGGAGUUCGAUCUUGACUUGAUGCGUGGGGUCUCAAAAGACGAACAUCAAUGUCCACAUGGUGAGACGGAGGAGACGGAAUUCAGUGCGGAUACGAUUCUCAGAGACAAACCCUUUCUACUCCAUGACGAGCAUUCAAUUCUUGGACCCGACAACACUACGGUCAUCCUUUCCGUUUUUACGCCAAAGGAACCCUCGAGUACUCCACGGCCCGUUUUGUACCAUAUGCAUGGAGGUGGACUUGUCAGUGGAGACAGGUUCACUGCGCUCACACCUAUCAUCGACCUUUUGGAGGGCAUUGACUGUGUCGUGGUGUCUGUUGAGUAUCGCUUGUCACCCGAGACUCCUCAACCAGGCCCUAGCGAAGAUUGUUAUGCCGGGCUUGUGUGGCUUUCUGAUAAUGCUAAUAAGCUCGGGAUCGAUCCAGCCCAGAUUGUGCUCUUCGGUGUCUCCGGUGGGGGUAUAGUGGCCACAGCGGUGUGCCUCAUGGCUCGAGACCGAAAGAAUCCUUCCAUCCCGAUCAAAGGUCUGAUGCUGUAUGCACCUCAACUCGACGACCGGUGUGAAACACUGUCAGAUCAGCAAUACGAGUACGGUAAUCCAACCAGCACACCAUGGGUGCGUGCCUGUUGGGAUCUUGUGCUUCCGAAUAUUCGUGGCACCGACAAAGUCACACCUUACCACGCACCAGCCCGCGCCGAAGACUAUUCUAAUCUCCCCCCGACCUACGUUGAUGCUGGCGAGUGCGAGGUUUUACGCGAUCAGGCAGUACAGUUUGCGACGAACAUGUGGCGGUGUGGAUCUACUUGCGAGUUGCACAUCUGGCCUGGAGCAUACCAUAUCUUCGAGAUGAUUAACAACCCCGACCACUUGCUCAUUCAGUCAGCCAAGGCAGCGAAAGCCAAUUGGUUCAAGAGAAUGAUGACGACCCGAAGCUGUUAGGAUUUUGGUGCACAGGCGUACGGCUGAAUCCAGAUACGGAUAUCACAUGUUGUGAAGAUUUCGCGACGGCUAUGAGGACGCCAACGUCUUACACAUGUCUUGUACACGUCUGAGUAUGUGAGGGUACUGUGCGAGAUAUGCGGGUCUUGAAGGAGGCUCCGAGGAGCACUCAGUUAGCCGCGGGCUUGGCAGACGUGUAUAUACGGACCAGUCAUAGCUACUCUAGAAAAUCAGACAUCUCAUGCUUUUCUAUCUCAGCUCAGGGAGUCAGGGUUCAAAACAGAAGCGAGUAACCGUCAGCGUAAGAAUUAUUUAGGCAGUGGUGGUUAGCGAUAAAGUAAGUUCAGUGUGAUUAAAAUAAA